CACUGCCUCUGCGCACAUACGAGCGCUGUGGCUCUGACUUUUUAUAGGGAACAGGUUGCUGGAACACACAAACGCGAGAAAUGUUAUCAGCCUUCAUUAUCUGGUUGCUGCGUUUCUUCUUUUGAGGUAGGCUACAGCAGUCUGCGAAGGAGAUGUGUCGAUAGAAACCCAUGGCAGAGAUUCUAGAAUCAUGAUUAUAUGAGGAAAAGGAGAGUCGGAUGCACGCACGACCGAAUCCACCGUCACGGAAAGACUGGAAAAAUAUAAUAUAUAGGCUGUAACUCACGAGCGAGGUGCCAGGCGGGCACCAGUGUUGCCUAGCGCCAGGCUACUUUGCGCCACAAUAAGAAAACAGGGGAUGCACGAAAACAGUGAAGACAACGGGUGCACGAUGCAGGACUGAAUCGAUAUAUUUCCCCUAGAAUAACCAGACAGACGUUGGGUCGACUUGGCUAUCAUUUCAGUGUAAAGCGCGUCGAAUAAGUAGUCAAAUUUAUUAUCGAGAAGAUGAGUGUAAGCCAAACUGGGUAUGAUGGCAUUUCUAGAGUGGAUGGUGGCACGGUAACGGGCGGCCUCAACAUCAGUGGUACCCCGAAGCUGCAACAGUGCGCUCAGCCUCCCGGUAAUCGACCCAGGGAUGCCCGGUUCCAGCAACACGGCGGGCGGCAGCACCAGCACGGUAGCACGGCUGUCAAACCGCCUAAUUCCGAACGGUCCGAACCCGCGGACGUUGUGAAGCGCGCCAUUGACUUCAAGACUCAAGGCACCCAGUGCUACAAGGAUAAGAAGUACCGGGAAGCGAUUGGCAAGUACCACCGUGCUUUAUUAGAGAUGAAGGGGUUGUGCCGGGUGCUGGGAGACCCCGAUGCCAGCUCUAAGUCUCCUUCCUCGGUGCUGCCUACUAUGAGCAAGUCAGACAGCCUGACAGACGAGCAGAAAGGUGCCAUGGAGAACGCCGAGCUGGAAUGUUACAACAGUCUGGCAGGUAUGUGAUCAUCAUUACAUGAUUUUUUCUAUUGUCUUUAUAUAAAGAAAUGAUGGUUCUAUGUAGGCCCACAUAUUAUAGACUGCAGACCUAAUGGUUUAUGAAUGCUUUACAACAUCAUCACCACCAUCAACAUCAACAUCAACAUCAACAUCAUCAUCAUCAACAUCAUCAUCAUCAUGUCCAUCAUCAUCAUGUCCAUUGUCCACCCCGCCAUGGUUAAUUGUAGGCCUAUUCUAACGUUAAACGUGGUUGAAAGAUCAUCUCUGAAUAUGCACCUGCGCUGCCUGAUAUUCUGCCAGCGUUUCCAAAUGCCUCUGCUUAGAAUUGUAUUAAGGCCUGCUGUCAAGUUUAGGCAUGAAGAUUGACAAGAUCGACGGUUACAUUUAUACCGUUUGUAGCCAGUUAGACCGAAUUCCUGUUUGGCCAAAUUGAAAUGAAUUGUCUCAAUUCUUGUUUUAAUACAGUAGUGGUGCGUGGGUAAAAUCACUGGGGAAGCCAAGCCAGGGAAAAAAAAACCACAUUGCUACCUGUGUUGUGAUAAUUGCGUUGUUUGCUCUAUAACCUGUUAGUUCAUAUGCCUUGACACCGUGACCUAAAGGCCGAGACAAUAAGAAGACACAGUGGCAGAAUAAAUUCAACCACACCUUUUUGUUUCAUCACAACAAAACCCUAGAGCAACAUCUGUCCGGUGAAGUCCGCAAAACAUACAGCAUGUCAACAAACAGUUACAUGACCUACAGCGCGGCCAAGGAAGUUAAUUCUUCCGACAUUUUCGGACUACUAAACAACUACUGACUUAGAACCCGGAGACUUACGGCAAGUCGCAAAGAAAACAGGCGCUGCCUCCACCGUUCUGACAUCAUAAUCACCGAUGCUUAGUCUAAUACAGUGACGACUAAAAUAUCUAUUUAGUCCAAUCAACAUAAGCUAAAUAUGUGGCUGUCCAUGUUACUAAUUUCUGUGUGUGUGUGCAAGUAGAAAAUACAUGUUGACUCACCCUACUUGUAGAAAAAUGCCAUCCUACUCUUAAAUGUUAUAACACUAGUUUUUGUUGUCCAAGGCUACCUGGCUAAAAUGCUUGUAUGCUAGCCUAACUUCCUUUCAUGGGCAACAAUGCGCCAGGUCAGCUAGUUAACAUUAGCCUACUACAUCUAGCUACAUGUUUAACUUCAAUCCUCUCAGGCCAGGGGGCACAAUGUAUGAAUUUAUGGUUGGAUCAGAAUCGCAGUUAUAAUCAUUGGCCAGUACGGAGAAUUAAGUAAAACAAACCACAAGUCCAAAUCCCUAUCUCCAGCCAUGGCUAAUUUAGGAAAGGGCCAAUUUUAGCUAGCUAUCUAUCUACCGGAGGACAAUAACACAACGAGAUGCAACAAUUCAAAAUGUUUCUGUAAAUAACGUUUGGCUUUUGAUGUGAUUGGUGUGAAGCCAAAUCCAAACUGGCUUCCCUUGAUAUUUUUAUUUGGUGCACCAGGACUAUUCCCAGCUGAGCUCGCUCAGUUUAGCUCAAAGCUGAUUGGCUAUUAUUUUAUACUUUUUUUUAUCAAGGGAGACCAAAUGCUCCACUGGCUUCCCUUGCAUUCAACGCUACGGGCGACAAUGGUGUCAUACUCUUUCUGACCACACAGCAUCAGAUAGAUGGGCUACACAUACAGAGACAGAGGGGGCGCUGUUUCGUUUGGAUGCUUUUCUCCGGUGAUAUACGUUCAGCCUCUUGCGAAUUGAUGGACAUUAUGAAACACAGAGAGACAAAAUACAUUAUUUUGUAUGCUUUUUUUUCCCUUGGUCAAUUUCUUUGGGGGAAGCCUGGCUUCCCUUGGCAUCCACUGUGUCUUUAUCUCCUCCCAGCGUGCCUGUUGCAGAUGGAGCUGGUCAACUAUGAGCGUGUGAAGGAGUAUUGUCUGAAGGUGCUGCGUAAGGAAGGGGACCACUUCAAGGCUCUGUACCGCUCUGGGGUGGCCUAUUAUCACCUAGGAGACUUCCACAAGGCCCUGCACUACCUCAAGGAGUCCCACAAACAGCAGCCAACAGGUGAGGAUUAGGCCAGCUAGUCUGCUACCCCCUAUGCACAUUUCAUAUAUUAUUCAAUUUGAUACAUAAUAAUAUAAUAAUAAUAAUAUGCCAUUUAGCAGACGCUUUUAUCCAAAGCGACUUACAAUCAUGCGUGCAUACAUUUUUUGUGUGUGGGGGGUCCCGGGGAUCGAACCCACUACCUUGGCGUUACAAGCGCCGUGCUCUACCAGCUGAGCUACAGAGGACCACAUCAUUUUGAAAAAAAAUAUAUGUGUUUCUUUGGAAUUCGAAAAAGCUUCUUUCUUUACAGAAGUAUAGUUGAGACGGGUACAUUCUGUUGAGGCGAUCAAUAAUUAUAAUGGAAUUGAGCAUGGAAUUCAUUUGACAGUGACCUCAAAUUUACCUGGAUGUCAGCAAAGCAAUUGGAUGGCAUUUUGGCUCCCCCCCAACCAGAUUGAUAGAUUUAAAACCUAUAACUCAACUGGCAAGAGUUGACCCCUAACAACUCAGGGGUUUUUAAUCAACAUUUAUAACUCAGUUGAUGUAAUGUAAGUAAGCAUUUCACUGUAAUGUCUGCACCUGUUGUAUUCGGUGCAUGUGACCAAUACAAUUUGAUUAGAUUAUAUUUGAUGUUUCCUUUCCUGCGGUAAAGCAUAAUUUUUCUGUCUUUUGUAUUCCAGACACCAACGUUCUCCGUUACAUUCAGCUGACUGAGAUGAAAAUCCGUCGUUCUGCCCAGAGGGAGAAGAAAGAGGCCACAUAAACAACCAACUCGCUGUCUAUUUGAUAACUAAGGCUUUGUCCUAGAUGGCACCCUA
Messenger RNA from Coregonus sp. 'balchen', 3816 nucleotides. The record is from the annotation of a GenBank genome assembly. NCBI's taxonomy places the organism in Eukaryota, Metazoa, Chordata, Actinopteri, Salmoniformes, Salmonidae.